AUGGCCACGGACGAGCUGGCCAGCAAGCUGAGCCGCCGCCUCCAGGUGGAGGAGCACAAUGGCGAGGCGGCGGCGGCGGAGCAACAGCAGGAGUCCCCGGCUCCCGCCGCCGAGCCCGCCUUGGACAGCGGGGCGGGCGGCGAGCUGAGCGCCAAGCUGCAGCGGCGCUCCGAGCUCAACCAAGGCGGCGACCAGACGCAGCUCUCGCCGGGCAGCGGCCACAAGGUCUUCAGCCCCUACACCGAGUUCCGCGAGUUCUCCCGGCGGCAGAUCAAGGACAUGGAGCAGCUUUUUCGACAGUACGAUGCAGGGAAAGAUGGUUUCAUAGAUCUGAUGGAAUUGAAGCGUAUGAUGGAGAAGCUUGGAGCUCCGCAGACUCACCUGGGGUUGAAAAACAUGAUUAAGGAGGUGGAUGAAGACUUUGAUGGCAAACUGAGCUUCCGAGAGUUCCUUCUGAUCUUCCGCAAAGCCGCUGCAGGGGAACUGGAGGAGGACAGCGGCCUCCAUGCCUUAGCCCGCCUGUCAGAGAUCGACGUCUCAACGGAGGGUGUCAAAGGAGCCAAAAGCUUUUUUGAAGCCAAAGUGCAAGCCAUAAACGUCUCCAGCCGCUUCGAAGAGGAGAUCAAAGCCGAGCAAGAAGAGAAGAAGCGGCAGGCGGAGGAGAUGAAGCAGCGGAAAGCCGCCUUCAAAGAACUGCAGUCAGCCUUCAAGCAGUGACGGGGCUGAGCAGGGCGCUGCUGGGCAAAGGGGCGGGGGUACAAGUGCCACCCGAGCAGUCCCAGCGGAAUGAUCUCAAGUUGCUAACAGUCGAGGGAAUCCCAGCUUUUUGAACCAGUCCCUCGAGCUGUGCCUUUUCGCAACAGCUUGGUCUGCAGAAGUCCCGCAGUUUUCCAUUU
Messenger RNA from Heteronotia binoei (common prickly gecko), 896 nucleotides. RefSeq names its product EF-hand domain family member D2 (gene EFHD2). The transcript has 4 exons. Gene Ontology annotation, molecular function: calcium ion binding. The record is from RefSeq and is a predicted model, not a curated record. The coding region runs from base 1 to 717 and encodes 238 amino acids. Lineage: Eukaryota; Metazoa; Chordata; Lepidosauria; Squamata; Gekkonidae.